UGGUCAUUUGGAUUAGCCAAUCAGCGACCGGCUUGCGAGAGACACGAGACCUGAAACAGUGAUCACAAUAUGGCCCGUAGUUUCAUGAGGUACGAGGUUUUGUCAGAGUAGGUGUAUUCUAACGGAAACUACCUGUCAAAUUGAGAAAGAAUGGAAGAAUCAGAUUUCUACAAUUCUGGAUUAACCGAGUUUGACCCGCUUCAACCAUUCGAAAAUAAUAUUAUCAACAAGUAUUUAACUGAGCAUGCCCCGCAACAACCAUUCGAAAAUAAUGAUAGCAACUAUUUAACUGAGGUUGCCCCGCUUCAACAAUUAGACAGUAAAGAUGUCGACAAGUAUUUAACCGAGCUUGCCCAGCUUCAACAAUUAGACAGUAAAGAUGUCGACAAGCAUUUAACCGAGCUUGUCCCACUUCAACCAUUAGAAAAUAAGGAUUUCGGCAAUUGUGAAUUAACUGACAUUGCCCCUCUUGAAUUAUAUGAAAAUAAAGCUAUGGAUUGUGCUAUGUCUUCCUGGAUGUCAGAUGACUGGAUGACAGAUGACUGGAUGUCAGAUGAGAAUAUCGAACCAUUUUAUGAAAAACCAUGUGAUGGCAACGAAUCAUUUUAUGGAAAACGAUGUAGUGAUGACAACGAAUUAUUUUAUGGAAAACGAUGUAGUGAUGACAACGAAUCAUGCGGAUCGAUGGACUUCAAACGCCUACAUUUAGAUAAUGAUGAAAAUAAAUGUAAAAAUAAGAGGAAAAAACUAAAGAAACGCAGGAAAACACGCAAAGAAAAGGAGAAUAAUCCCGAAUUCGAAGGAAUCACAGAAUUGGUAAAACUUAUAUCCAAAAUGUGCAAUUCGGCCGAUUCUUCAACUCCUACCGAUGCAGCUAAGGUAUACGCCGAAAAAAUGAAUAAAAAACGAAACCGCAACAAGACGUUUAAAAUGAGGACAAAAUACCAUCAUGUUCCUACGUUGAUAUGGCACUCGGAUAGCAACGAGAACGUUGGCAAAGCGUUAGCGGAGCAGCAUCAUACGGACUUUUUAAUAAUGAAGCAUGAAUUAGAUACUUAUGGCAGAUGGAAUGAUAAGACGAUCGAGGAGAAAUAUUUAGUGAUAACGAAAUACAAAUUGGAAAAUUUACCCAUCAGAGAGAGUUUGCGUCGUCCCACUUUGUUACUUAAUGCUCGUAAGCACUUGGCUCGCAAUUGUGACUAAGAUUCACUUUAAAUUUUUAUAUUUUAAUAUAUAUUUUUUUAAAAUUUUAAAUCUGAUCUUCUGGUGAUAUAAACUGUGAUAUUUUGACUAUUUUUAUAUAAAUAUAAUUUGUUAAAUUUAUUUAUAUACGGCUACGUGCAAUAUUUAAACAGAAUGUCAGCUUUGAAACCAGAAUAACGAAUUUGUUUUUCGGAAAAAAAAUUCUUGAUAACGGUUCUAAAUAUCUGAAUUUUAUUUUUUUAUCUUUUUAUUUAUUUAUUUCUAUUCGAAAUAUGUCACCGAUUUUUCAAAAUA
Messenger RNA from Centruroides sculpturatus (bark scorpion), 1497 nucleotides. RefSeq lists its product as uncharacterized. NCBI's taxonomy places the organism in Eukaryota, Metazoa, Arthropoda, Arachnida, Scorpiones, Buthidae. The coding region runs from base 151 to 1203 and encodes 350 amino acids. The transcript has 5 exons. The record is from RefSeq and is a predicted model, not a curated record.